AUCAUCAAAUAUCGAAUCACGCCACCCAACACUGUACAACCGUCCCCCUGUCAUAAACAUUACGCAUCACCUACCGCAGCUGACGCCAUUAAUUUUUCUUAAUUCAUUUUGCACCACCUGGCGAUCUCAGAGACGGAGUUGCUGGCAGUCAAGGGUCCUAGCGGCUGAUCUUCUGCACGCCACGCCACGCCACAGCAAGCUACGCAGCCCCAUCGAAAUUGGAUUUUCAGAUAUUUUCCAUUUUGUUUAACAAAUUAGUAUCGUUCGAUCAAUCAAUUUCCCGAAUUUUCUUUUGAUUUUUUUGAUGACGCGCAAUCGGUGAAAUCCGAUCCUAUAUCACUGACUCAUUGUAGCUGGACUUGAUCUCUCCUCUAAACGGCACGUUGGAGAGAGUGAGAGAUCUUUCCAGGAAGGUAUUUUGGGCGUUUAUUGUUGUUUUUGAUAGUGAGGUUACUUGGAUUUAGGUGUACACUUUUGUGAGUUGUUGUUUGGAGGUAAAGGCUCUGUUUGGUUUUAUAUUAGCUUUAAAGAAAAACGGAAUUUGUACAUUUGAUUUUGUAGCGUUUGUUUGAGAGGCCAAACGGUAGGGAGAAGUUAUCGAGAUGGUUACUAGCAAUUUGUUUCACUGUAGAAAGAAUUCAUGGCCGCCUGAGGAGUAUGUCAGCAGAACUACCUUGCAAUUAUUGGAUUUUGAAAGUGCUGCCCCCCCAGAACAUGCCUGGAGAAGGAGAUUAAACAGUCAUGCUAAUAUUCUCAAGGAAUUCAGUGUUACAUUUAUGGAAGCAGUAAAAAUGGUUCAAUUGGGUAUACGGCUGUGGUCCUAUGUCAGGGAAGAGGCAUCUCAUGGAAGGAAAGCACCUAUAGAUCCCUUCACCCGGGAAAGUUGCAAGCCAUCAGCAUCUCAGGGAGUUCCGCUGGGAGGAAUGGGAAGCGGAAGCAUAUCUAGAGGUUUUAGAGGUGAGUUCAGGCAGUGGCAAAUCGUACCUAGUAUAUGUGAUGCUUCACCUGUCAUGGCCAAUCAGUUCUCCAUUUUUAUUUCUCGAGAUGGAGGGAGUAAAAAUUAUGCAUCAGUUUUGGCUCCUGGCCAACAUGAAGGUUUGGGGAAAGCUGGUGAUCAGGGUAUAUCAUCAUGGGGCUGGAACUUAAGUGGUCAACAUUCUACAUAUCAUGCUUUAUUUCCCAGGGCAUGGACAAUAUAUGAUGGUGAACCAGAUGCUGACCUGAAAGUCUCUUGCAGACAAAUAUCACCAUUCAUACCACAUAAUUAUAGAGACAGCAGCCUUCCUACUGCUGUUUUUGUCUAUACGUUGGUAAACACUGGGAAGGAAAGAGCAAAAGUUAGCCUCCUCUUCACAUGGGCGAAUUCAAUUGGAGGAGUCUCACACUUGUCUGGAGAUCAUGUGAAUGAACCGUUCAUAGGUGAAGAUGGAGUCUCCGGGGUACUUCUACAUCACAAGACUGCAAAGUGUAACCCUCCGGUUACUUUUGCAAUUGCUGCAUGUGAAACUCAGAAUGUAAGUGUGACUGUUUUGCCAUGCUUUGGACUGUCUGAGGCAAGUUGUAUGACAGCGAAGGAUAUGUGGGGUAAAAUGGUGCAGGAUGGACAAUUUGAUCGGGAGAACUUUAAUUGUGGACCAAGCAUGCCUUCAUCACCUGGAGAAACACUUUGUGCUGCAGUUUCUGCUUGCACAUGGGUGGAACCUCAUGGAAAGUGUACAGUUGCAUUCGCUCUUGCAUGGUCAUCACCAAAGAUAAAGUUCUCGAAGGGAAGCUCAUACCAUAGGAGAUACACCAAAUUUUAUGGCACUUCUGAAAGAGCGGCUCAGAAUUUGGUGCAUGAUGCACUGACACAUUACAAGUGGUGGGAGGAAGAGAUUGAGAAGUGGCAAAAUCCUACCCUCAAGGAUGAAAGGCUACCAGAAUGGUACAAGUUCACAUUGUUUAAUGAACUCUACUUUUUGGUUGCUGGUGGAACUGUCUGGAUUGACUCUCCCUUACUAACUGAAGAUACAAGAGAUGGCCAUCAUCAGUCAAAAGAAAUGGAAACCAUGGUUAUCAACAUAAUUGAAGCCCAAGUGAGCCACACCAAAGGUGCAGUCAAGCAUACUACAACUAAUGGUUAUAAUGUGACUGGUGUCAGAUCUGAGGACAAUGAUGAAACAUCAAAUGCAGAAUGUACAAGCAAUGAUGAAUCAGCAGUAUCUCAGGAGAAGGGAAAUUUCAACCACUCUUUACAGCCUUUCUCACCUCUGGAACCCCAGAAUGACAGUGAUGAUGUUGGUAGGUUUCUGUACUUGGAAGGAGUGGAAUAUAUCAUGUGGUGCACAUAUGAUGUUCACUUCUAUGCAUCGUUUGCCCUUCUUGAGUUGUUUCCCAAAAUUGAACUCAAUAUUCAGCGUGACUUUGCUAAAGCUGUGCUUUCUGAGGAUGGAAGGAAAGUAAAGUUUCUGGCAGAGGGUAAUGUUGGAAUCCGUAAGGUCAGAGGAGCUGUCCCUCAUGAUCUUGGGACACAUGAUCCUUGGAAUGAAAUGAAUGCAUACAAUAUACAUGAUACAAGCAAGUGGAAGGAUCUAAAUCCAAAGUUUGUACUUCAGGUGUAUAGAGACUUCGCUGCAACACAGGAUAUGUCCUUUGGAGUUGAUGUUUGGCCUGCAGUUCGUACUGCCAUGGAAUACACGGAACAGUUUGAUAGGGAUGAUGAUGCUCUGAUUGAAAAUGACGGAUUCCCAGAUCAAACAUAUGAUGCCUGGACAGUUCAUGGUGUAAGUGCUUACUGUGGCUGUUUAUGGCUUGCAGCUCUUCAGGCUGCAGCAGCAAUGGCCUUUCAAGUAGGUGACAAAUAUUUUGCUGAAUUAUGCAAAAGCAAAUUUGUGAAGGCAAAAUCAGCAUUUGAAGCUAAAUUAUGGAAUGGUUCAUAUUUCAAUUAUGACAGCGGAUCAAGUAGUAACAGUAAAUCUAUACAAGCAGAUCAGUUGGCGGGGCAAUGGUAUACAGCAUCUGCGGGCUUACCUCCACUUUUUGAUGAAGUCAAGAUUAGAAGUUCUCUUCAGAAAAUAUAUGAUUUCAAUGUAAUGAAAGUACGAGGAGGCAGGAUGGGGGCUGUAAAUGGAAUGCAUCCCAAUGGAAAGGUGGAUGAAACUUGUAUGCAGUCACGCGAAAUAUGGACUGGUGUCACCUAUGCUGUGGCAGCUACCAUGAUUCUUGCUGGAAUGGAGGACCAGGCAUUCACUUGUGCUGAAGGUAUAUUCCUUGCAGGCUGGUCAGAGGAGGGCUAUGGAUACUGGUUCCAGACACCAGAGGCAUGGACAACUGAUGGACACUUCCGUUCCCUUAUUUACAUGAGGCCACUUGCAAUCUGGGGUAUGCAAUGGGCAUUAUCACUGCCCAAAGCUAUUCUCGAGGCCCCAAAGAUCAAUAUAAUGGACAGGCUUCUCUUGUCUCCCAGCACAAGAUUCGCCCUUCACGAAACAGGAGUUAGGAAGAUUGCAAAUAAAGCUAAAUGCUUUGGAGCUUCUGUGUUCCACUGUGCAUGCUAAUUAUGGCAUGCAAGUUCCCUCAGCCUUGCAAAGAAAAAUGUUCUUUAUAUCUUUAUAGAUUCCCAAACACUCUUCCGGAAGAAAGCUGGGAGAGACUCUGGGAGACGUCUGUCUUUCCCAAGACGGGUUAUGAAAAGCCGCGCUGUAACUUAUUAGUCAAUUUAUUUACAUGACAUAACCUUUUCAAUUUUUUUAUUUUUUUACAAAAGGCUGAAUAUUUGAAUUAGGACUUUGAGGUCCUGGUGGUUUUGAGUGAGGGAGACCAUCUUUAAAUUACAUGCCAGAAUUUAGGGGACCUGGCGCAAUGUACUUCUAAAAUUUAGAACAUUCAAGUAUUAUGAAAGAGAAAUGGAUAAUUUAGAAA
Messenger RNA from Hevea brasiliensis (rubber tree), 3900 nucleotides. RefSeq lists its product as uncharacterized. The coding region runs from base 603 to 3536 and encodes 977 amino acids. Gene Ontology annotation, biological process: carbohydrate metabolic process; glucosylceramide catabolic process. The record is from RefSeq and is a predicted model, not a curated record. Gene Ontology annotation, cellular component: membrane. NCBI's taxonomy places the organism in Eukaryota, Viridiplantae, Streptophyta, Magnoliopsida, Malpighiales, Euphorbiaceae. The transcript is spliced from 18 exons. Gene Ontology annotation, molecular function: beta-glucosidase activity; glucosylceramidase activity.